CAAAAAUUAACUCUUUUCAUCUCACAACUAAUUCUUCGAUUGAUGCAACUCUCAAGCGAUUUUGGGAAAUCGAAGAAAUUCCUAACUUCGAACAGUCUUCGGCAGAAGAUGCUCUAUGUGAGCAAAUAUUUGUCGAAAGUCACUCUCGAGAUUCUACUGGUCGUUUUAUGGUUAUGUUACCUUUCAAAGAAGCGAUUUCCAGUUCCUUCGGAGAUACCUACUCCAUGGCGUUACGUCGUCUAUUUUCACUAGAGCGUAGAUUCAAAAAUUCUCCCGAGUUUCAUUGCGAGUACAACAAGUUCAUGCACGAUUAUCUUGAUUGUGGUCAUAUGACGUUACUUCCUGAAGCUUGUCCUUCUGUUGAUGAAUAUUAUAUGCCACAUCAUGCUGUUUUCAACCCAAAUAGUCCUUCCACAAAACUCAGAGUGGUCUUUGACUCUUCUGCGAAGGUUUCGGGAAACGUUUCUCUCAAUGAAAUUCUUUUGACAGGUCCGAAGCUUCAGAAAGAUGUGAUGGUUCUUCUGUUGAAAUUUCGGUUUCAUAAUGUUGUUUUAACCGCAGAUAUAAAACAAAUGUAUAGGCAGAUUCUGGUUCACCCUUCUCAUAGACGGUUUCAACGAAUUUUGUUCAGAUUUUCGGUUUCUGAUCCGGUUCAAGUAUACGAAUUGAACACUGUUACGUAUGGUGUUGGUUCAUCUCCUUAUCUUGCCCUUCGAGUACUCAAGCAGUUGGCUUCAAAUGAAGAGAUAGACUUUCCUUUAGCAGCAACGGUUCUUCAAUCGGAAUCGUAUGUUGAUGAUAUUUUAUCGGGUAGUGAUACUUUGGAGGGAGCUCGAGGUUUACAGGAACAGUUAAUUUCUUUAUUGAGGCGAGGCGGCUUUGAGUUGAGAAAAUGGUCCAGUAAUAUUCCAGAGCUAAUAAAUCAUUUACCACCAGAUCAUCGACAUCAACAGUCGUUGAAUUUCGAUGAUAAUUCGGUUUUGAAAAUUCUUGGAUUAAGGUGGUUUCCAUCUGGAGAUCAUUUCUCGUAUUCUAUCGAUAUUAACGAAAAACCAGUUACAAAGCGGACCAUUCUGUCGGAUUUGGCACAUAUUUUUGAUCCUAUCGGUUUUCUAACUCCAUUCACUUUCUUUGUCAAACAUCUAAUUCAACAUCUCUGGACACUCGGUCUACAGUGGGACGACGUUCCUCCUACGGAUAUAUUGAAUCGCUGGAGUCAGUGCAAAUCAGAGUUGCACAUUCUGUCCACUCUGCGAAUACCGCGCAGAAUAUUCACGCAAUCAUUUUCUAAAUGUGAAGUUCAUGGAUUUGGGGACAGCAGCGAAAAGGGGUAUGCCGCUGUCAUAUAUUUCCGAUUUUUAAAUGUUGAUGGUACAAUAAAUGUUUCUUUCAUUUGUGCAAAGUCAAAAGUCUCACCUAUCAAACGCAUGACUCUACCAAAGUUGGAGCUAUGUGCAGCGCUCCUCCUUGCAAAAUUGCUUUCUAUUGUAAUAAAAUCUUAUGAAGGUUCAUUAAAGGUGGAUGAAGUAUUCGCUUGGUCAGACUCAACCGUAGUACUUCAUUGGAUUAGAUCAUCUCCUUACCGCUGGAAAAGUUUCGUGAGUAAUCGUACUGCACAAAUCCAAGAAUUGGUUCCUCCAGAUAGAUGGGGUUAUGUUAAAUCCCAAGAUAAUCCAGCAGAUUGUGCAUCACGGGGUUUGUCUCCUUCCGGUUUGUUAGACCAUUCCUUAUGGUGGGCGGGACCUCCAUGGCUUCAGUCUAUGGAUCCGAUUGAGAAGACUUGUGGUCCACCAAUCAAAGAAAUUCCAACUGAUGAAGAGCGUCAGGUUGUUCUGAGUACCUUCACUUCAUUAAAUGCGUUCAGCAAAGAGUUUUUGGUGAGGAAAUUCAAAAUCUUCGAUCAAAUCGUCCUAUCACAAUGAAAUAUCUUCAGAAACUGAAUCUCUUCAUCGGAAAUGAUGAUAUUUUGCGUGUGGGUGGUCGAUUAUCGUUUUCUGGCCUUCAAUAUGACCAUAAACAUCCAGCGUUAUUGCCAGGUAACAAUAAAUUCACUGAUCUGCUCAUCAAGCAUUUCCAUCAAUUAUAUCUUCAUCCAGGUUCACAAACAUUACAAUUCCUUCUCUCUCGGCAGGUUUGGAUUUUAUCUGCAAGAAAGCAUAUUCGAAGAGUCACUUCAAAAUGCUUAACGUGCUUUCGUUCUAAUCCAAAACCCUUACAACCGAUGAUGGGCAAUCUUCCAUCUUGUCGCGUUAAUCAAUUGAAGCCUUUUCAAUGUGUGGGUGUCGAUUUUGGCGGUCCAUUUCGCAUUACCAUGUCCAGAGGUAGAGGUGCAAAGGUUCUCAAGGCAUAUCUCUGUCUUUUUGUGUGUUUCACGACCAAAGCACUGCAUCUGGAACUCGUUUCAGAUUUGUCUAGUGAAGCCUUUCUGGCUGCUCUGAAACGUUUUAUUGCUCGCAGAGGUAGAUGCAAUAGGUUAUUUAGUGACGGUGGUACUAAUUUCAAAGGUGCUCAACGAGAACUUCUCAAUAAUAUGAAGUACGCCGCAGAAGCUGAGAAGAUGGAUUGGGAUUUUAAUCCUCCUUCAGCUCCUCAUUUCGGAGGGUUGUGGGAAAUCGGAAUCAAAUCCGUUAAAACGCAUCUCUACAAGUUAGUUGGUGAUCAGGUGCUUACCUACGAAGAGUUGUAUACUGUGUUCGUUCAAAUAGAAGCGGUAUUAAAUUCACGGCCACUUUGUCCUUUGAGUACAGAUCCAAAUGACCUAUCUGUGCUCACUCCAGGUCAUUUUCUUACCCUCGCUCCUCUUUCCGACCUUCCUGAACCUGACCUAUCCAAUUUAUCCAUGAACAGAUUAUCCAGAUGGCAACUGCUAACUCGGUUACAUCAGGAUUUUUGGAAACGGUGGCAUGUUGAAUACCUAAAUACUUUGCAACAACGAACAAAAUGGUUUACACCAGCCGAUUCUCAGUUAUCUAUAGGACAACUUGUAUUGAUCAAGGAUGAACAGCAACCUCCUCGACGUUGGCGUACAGCUCGCGUGGUUGAUGUUCAUCUGGGUAAGGACGGUAUAGCACGAGUGGCUACUGUUCGCACUUCUAGCGGUAUUCUGCAAAGACCGUUGGUCAAAUUAUGUCCUCUCCCAGGACAAUCAUAAUCAUGUAUGUAAAAUAAUUCUAUUUUAGGUGGGCGGAAUGUUCGGGCAUCAUUUUUUGUUUAUGUAUGGGUUGCUUUCUAAUUUUUUCUCAUACAAUAUAUUUUUGUUAUUGUUACAAUUGAACUAUUGUAACGCCUCAUUUAUUUUCUGUUUUCCUUCCAAAUUAAAGUGUUUGUUGCGUGUAGUGUACGUACUUCGCGGUUCAUUCAAUUUUUCGCGCAUGUGUGUUGGCCAAUUUUCAUAUGAUACCUGGUGCGAAGAAAGAAGACAUAUGCUUGGAAUGUUGUUGAACCGAAGAGUGAAAAUUUCGAUCGAGCGAAUCUUAAUUAUUCUCAUCAAUUCUCAUUGUUGUGUCUUCACAAACAAGAAAAUCAGUGAAUCUGAUCUGCCAAGCCAAACUACCCAGCGAGAUCUACAAAUUCAGCUGUUAAAAGGUAGGUGGAAUUGGCCAAUAUUCGAUUUGUCAAAUUCGUUUUUCUUUCAUACUAGUCCACUAAAAUAU
Coccinella septempunctata (seven-spotted ladybird) is the source of this 3653-nucleotide messenger RNA. RefSeq lists its product as uncharacterized. The transcript has 2 exons. The record is from RefSeq and is a predicted model, not a curated record. Bases 168 to 1922 code for a protein of 584 amino acids. Lineage: Eukaryota; Metazoa; Arthropoda; Insecta; Coleoptera; Coccinellidae.